CAGAGUGCCUGGGGAAUGGUAGAGGAGAGGAAGUGAGCCGGCUCUGUGUCUGCCUGCUCCAACUUCCUGCUCUGAAAAAGAAAAAGAGAAAAAGCGCAGGAUCCGAUUUCAGUUCGACAGCACAACUGUGAGGAGUCAGCAUGGAAAAACAAGGAGACUUACGAGAUUCACCCUAAAACUUCACAAAGGGAGAAAAGACAAAGUCACAGAUCGCAGCAACUUGAACUUGUACCUGCGUGUGACUGACAGAAGAUCACUAUCACUGUCAGUCUUGCAAGGUCAGCCAUCAAACUACUCGGCCAUUUCCAUUGAUCGGUGCCUGACCAACAGAUGGUAUGGACAGCGCCAUCACUCUGUGGCAGUUCCUGCUGCAGCUGCUGCUGGACCAAAGCCACAAGCACUUGAUUUGCUGGACGUCCACAGAUGGUGAGUUCAAGCUCCUGAAGUCGGAGGAAGUGGCCAAACUCUGGGGGCUGCGCAAGAACAAAACCAACAUGAACUACGACAAGCUGAGCAGAGCCCUGCGCUACUACUACGACAAGAACAUUAUUAAGAAGGUGAUUGGUCAGAAGUUUGUCUACAAGUUUGUGUCCUUUCCUGAGAUCCUAAAGAUGGACCCACAGGCGGUAGAGAUGGGCUUGGCCUCCGGACGCUUUCCCCUGCAGGAAGGAGACGUUCCUGACCUUGACGUGGAAGAGGAGGAGGAGGAAGAAGUAGGGAGUGGGGAGGAGGAGGCAGCAGCCCACAGGAGAACCCUGGCAGCACUGGGGGCUCAGCAGUGUCGCAAUGACUACCUUCACUCGGGUCUUUACUCCUCGUUCAGCAUCAGCUCCCUACAAAACCAGCCUGAACUGCUCCGUGCCCUGCGUGAACGCCAGGACGAGUCGCGCUCCGUCAUCCGCUUCGGCACAAACGCCAACGAGAGGAGCUCACCACCUUCGGCCAAACAUGAGACCUACUUCUCUAGGUCAGCCAGACUCCCCUCUCAUUCCCAUUCACCUCCUCUCCCUCCUCCUCACACACAGCACGGCUCAAGCUGGAGCCCUGCUGCGACAGUGAAAGAAGAAGAAGAGGAGGAGGAAGUGGAGGAGGACACUGACCAGACCCCUCAGCCCCUCAACCUCUCCUCUGGACAGAGGGAGCGAGCCCUGCAGCCUCCAGAGAAGAGAACCAGCACUAGUGGCAGACUUAGUUCUGUUAAUAGUAGUAAUCAAGGAGAUGGACUCCCACCAAAGAGCAAAAAACCCAAAGCUUUGGAGAUCUCACCAUCCCUGCUGCUGGCAGGAAGUGACAUUGGCUCCAUCGCCCUUAACAGCCCAGCCCUUCCGUCUGGUUCCCUGACUCCAGCUUUCUUCACCACACAGACUCCCUCGGGUUUGUUGCUGGCUCACAGUCCACUCUUGUCGGGAAUCCACUUCUGGAGCAGCCUAAGUCCUGUGGCACCGAUCAGCCCUGCCCGGCUGCAGGGCCACAGCUCCCUUUUUCAGUUCCCCAGCCUAAUCAACGGACACAUGCCUGUCCCUCUGCCAAACCUGGAAGGAACUCCCUCCUCCUUGCUCCUGUCCCCCGCCACCCACAAGUCCUGAUCCAGGGUCUGCGAAAAAAGAAGAAAAAAAAAAAAUCUUCAUCCGUCUCCUGUUGAAAGUCUCCGUCGUCAUCAUCAGAGUCAGCAGCACGGGCUUCUUUUUAAAUUCCGCUUCAGACAGGUUCGAGGAGACGGUGUGUGUGUGUGUGACCUCACUUUUUUUUUUUGCACUUGAGUUUCUUCAGAUUUCCAGUGGUUGAAAGCACUUGGUGAAAGCCAUUCUGCCACAGUGUGAUUGUGGCCCUUUGUGAUAAAAAUACAGCACAUAAUGUGACCACACUCCAGGUGGACAACAGUAGGACGUUUAGCCCAGCACAAGUCACAUUGGUGCAAAAGCAAAGCUCACAAAGAGACAAGAGGUAAGUCCAUAUGAGUGGAAGGUGCAGCCCACCCGAGUAGUGAUGCAGCUUCCCAAUACUCAGGGCUCCUUCCA
Molecule: messenger RNA, 2018 nt
Organism: Cynoglossus semilaevis (tongue sole)
Lineage: Eukaryota; Metazoa; Chordata; Actinopteri; Pleuronectiformes; Cynoglossidae
Product: ETS domain-containing protein Elk-3-like
Exons: 7
Coding region: 336-1586 (416 amino acids)
Biological process (GO): cell differentiation; regulation of transcription by RNA polymerase II
Cellular component (GO): nucleus
Molecular function (GO): sequence-specific DNA binding; DNA-binding transcription factor activity, RNA polymerase II-specific
Source: RefSeq, a predicted model, not a curated record